Molecule: messenger RNA, 2328 nt
Organism: Triticum dicoccoides
Lineage: Eukaryota; Viridiplantae; Streptophyta; Magnoliopsida; Poales; Poaceae
Product: O-fucosyltransferase 23-like
Exons: 3
Coding region: 624-1952 (442 amino acids)
Biological process (GO): pollen-pistil interaction
Source: RefSeq, a predicted model, not a curated record
UUCUCCCCCCUUGACCGACCUGCUCCCCGUUUUCCCCUUCCCAGAUUUCUUUCUUCGCUCCUCCCCCGUGGUGAGCUCGCCGUGAUCUGCCUCCGGCGACCGGAAUAGCGUCGAGCGGCCGCUUCCCUUCUCCUCCUACCCACCCCUCUGCACCAGAUCAAGCCACUCGCUCGAGCUGGAUCGGGCCUUCCGGGGGAGGAACGGCGGCCUUGGAGAGAGGGCUGGGGUGGGCGCCUGCGGCGGCGAAGGGGGAGCCGUGCCUUGCCGGCUGCAGCGAAGUUUGGGAGUGGAGGUGGGGCAAAGCAGUGGGUUCAUGCGAGGCCCGGCCGAGGGCGGCCAGUUGGAGCUUUUCCCUAUGAAAGAUCUGCUCAGAUUAGUUGCAGCCUCUCUGGCGGAGCGUACAGUAAACUGUUACUGGGUUCAAGAAGAAGAACUGGUGCAGACAUCCAAGCGUGUUUGGUUAUUGAACCCAUUAGGUUGCAGCGCAGUUUGUACUUCAGCAACAAAAUGAAGCGGAAAUGUUGAUCAUGUGCCACUGGUGUUGGAAUGAGAUAACUUGCACCAUUGGGUGAUAAAAUCAUAAAUGACCUUUUGGGACGGGAAGGAAUCAAAGAACUGUAUCAAUGAACUUCCUACUAGACCUUAAGCAUCUCAAGCACAUUAGCUUGCUGACGAGGCCUGUCAUUUGCAAAUGCCUUCUAGUAGUGAUUGGUCUUAUUGUAUUGAGAGCGAUUGUCUCCCCUUUUCUCGCCAUUAAUUUGUCUGAGAAGAGUUUUUAUGAGCCAUCAACCCUUGACCUGUUUCCUGGAGUUAGGAAAGACAAGUUUGUUGAGGUCCCACAGAUUAUAUGGGGAUUGAACAAUCAGAAGAUCGCAUUUGCCAGGGCAUGCUUGACUGCCAAAUUCCUGAAUCGGUCUCUGCUCAUGCCAAGUCUGAGUGCUUCACUUUUUUACAAAGAGGUUGACUUUCUGCAGCCUAUUCCUUUCGACAAGGUGUUUGACUUCACCAAAUUCAAUGCACGCUGUCAUGGGUUUGCAAGGCUAGCUCGGUACUCCGAGGUUUCGAAUCAUACUGAGCCCUAUAAACUACAAAAGGGAAGUGGUAGGAGGUGGACAGUGGAGAGAGACUUGGAUCAGCUGCAACAGUCCAAAACGGGUGAAGCCGAUGGCUAUCAAGUAAUUCAUGUCACUGGGAAACAUCCGUUUCUGUGGCCUGACCAUUGGCCAGUGAAGAACUAUGCCAAGGUCUUCGAUUGCCUUGCCUUAGCUCCUGAUAUAGAAGCUGAAGUAGUCAAGGUCAUAUCCAAGAUUAAAGAUGCAGGGGAAAAAGCAAGACACGAGGCUGCUAUUUCCCAUAAAAAGAAGAGUAUAGAUGAUGGUUCGUUAAAUCUGCCUGUGCAGUACAUUGCUGUUCGCAUGAGAAUAGAGAAGGACUGGAUGAUCCACUGCAAGAAGUGGGAGAAGCGGUCUAACUUGAAGGAAAUCUGCAGCAGCAAAGGAGAGAUCAUUCAUAAGGUCUCACAGAUCACUGAUCUACGCCGGCCGGUUGUGGUUUAUCUUGCUGUAGCCGACAGCCUUCUAGAAGAUGAUUCUGUCACCAGUGGCUGGAGAGUGGGUAUGAUUGCCUAUGAGAAGAAGAAACUCGGAGUUACUGACAUAUACGAGAGGCAGCCUUACCUUCUAAAGUCUGCCAUCGACUUUGAGGUGUGCGCGAGAGCAGAUGUGUUUGUUGGCAAUAGCUUCUCAACAUUUUCCAACCUCGUAGUUUUAUCUAGAACAGAAAGGCUGUAUAAGCUGGGGGUGGAAAGCUCAUGUGGCGAGGAUGUUGGGCUGUCAUCAUAUGCAUACAAUGUUAUUGGAGAUGACGGCGGGCCUCAGAGAUGGAUGACAGAUAUGUUGGACACAAGCCUUCAGCGCAUAAGCUAUGGAACAAAUAACAUCUCCUGCCACUGACAGUUGGUUGACCCACAUAACAUCUGACUGAAACACAAUCGCACACAGGAAGGUGAUUUUUUAGCUGAAUACUGUCUAGAAAUGAGCUUGUCGAUGGUACUUUCCAUGCUAGAAUCUGGGCGGCCACACUAAUGAAAUGAGUUUGGCCAAGAGCUCUCUGUAUUUUGUGAGUGUGUACAAAAGUUGUUUCCUGAGCAGUAUUUUUUUUUUAGUUUGCAGAGUUAGACUUGUGUGACAUUUUAUAUGGUUCAUUGGGAGCAACUUGCUUCACAUUAUUAGUAACUUAGACGCUGCAUGCCACUUUCACAUGAACAUGUGUAUGAGGUGCAUUAUUUCGCUUAUGUUGUUCCAACAUAUGAAAACUCUCGAUUCUGCA